ACAGCUAGCCUUAUAAACAAGGAAGGAGAAACCGCAGGCUUCGUUUGCGCAAUACUAAAUACUAUCAACGAUACGAUCUCCCUGAACCUCACCGACAGAUUUAAUAAUAAUAAUGUCUGAAAGAAGCUGCUCUGGCGACCAUGGGUGUUUCUUCGUACCCAGUCUUGUUCAAAUCUGAUGCUUAAGAACCUCAAUCCCUCCUCGACUUCCCCUGAGAGUCAGUCCCCUGCAGAUGAAUACAUGGACGACUGGCUCUUUGUCCCUUCUACCUCAGCUGCUUCUCCCCACCAUGAAGAAGAGUGCAGAGAAGACACGGAGGAAAGAGGGAAACUCAUAUCCAAGUUCUUCUCAGCAUGGAAUAGUGUCAAAUAUGGCUGGUCCUUUAAGACGAAAUCAAAUUUGAGCAAGACCUCUCCUGUGAUUAUGUUUGGAAAGUCGUAUCAAAUCAGGGAUCGAGGGGAGAACGAGUGCUUCCACCUCUCCUUUGCUGCUCUCCUGUGGUUGACAUACAGACGAGGUUUCCCUCAGCUGACAGGCUGCUAUCUGACCACUGACAGUGGCUGGGGAUGUCUUCUCCGUACAGGGCAGAUGUUGUUAGCGCGAGGCCUGCUUUUGCACCUGAUGCCACAAGGCUUGACUUGUUCUGCAAGCCAUGUGUUCAAAGAUGAUAUGGAUCUCCUAGAGAUCCGCUCUGAAGCCAGAGCAGUGUGUUUACAGAAUUCCCAAGGACUCAGAAAAUGUGUUCGAAAGCUGAGUUUGGGUUCCCUUCUGGAUAGAUGCAUGGAGUCCACACACAGAAAAAUUGUAUCGUGGUUUGCGGAUCACCCCUCAGCUCCUUUUGGGAUACAUCAGCUGGUAGAGUUUGGCAAAAGCUUAGGGAAGAAAGCAGGGGACUGGUACGGCCCCUCAAUUGUGGCACAUAUGCUGCGAAAAGCUGCAGAAGCAUCAUCUGACCUUCCCAAUCUUGCUGUCUAUGUUGCACAAGAUUGCACCAUCUACAUUGAUGAUGUGAAAGAGUUGUGCGGAAGGCGUCUUGCUGGGAUCUCUGCUGGUUCUAUUCAGACUUGGAAGGCCAUCAUCCUCCUGGUGCCAGUGCGACUUGGAGGACAAGAGCUCAAUCCUGCCUAUAUCGCCUGUGUCAAGAAACUCUUGAACUUGGAAUACUGCGUCGGUAUCAUCGGGGGUAAACCAAAGCACUCGCUCUACUUUGUUGGAUUCCAAGAUGACCAUCUGUUGUAUUUGGACCCUCAUUACUGUCAACCCACGGUGGAUAUAACAAAAAGCAAUUUUCCUUUAGAGUCAUUUCACUGUAAAUAUCCAAGAAAAAUGCCCUUUUCCCGCAUGGAUCCCAGCUGCACCAUUGGAUUCUAUGCAAAAGGUCAAAAGGACUUUGAAAUGCUGUGCAGAGUUGUAGAUGAGGCUGUCUCCACAUCUGCAGAGACGUACCCCAUGUUUAUAUUUGCAGAAGGUCAUAGUCGAGUGGAAGAGGACAAAAGCAAGAGCCACCCCAUCACUUAUAUCCAGAGGAAGUCCAGGUUGAAGAGGGUCGACACUAGUGACAGCAUGGAUGAAUUUGUUCUAUUGUGAGCCAAGUUAGCAAACAUCAGAUAUAGGUUUGAAAAAAAAAAAGUAAAACCCCAAUAUUUAAAAGCAUCACGUUGAAUUUGGGGUCAAGACAUCUGCCUCAUAGUUUUGAGGUUUGGGUUCAAAUCAUGUUACACUCGGGGAAAUGUUUUAUUUUUCUCAUACUGUAUUCAACAACAUAAAACGAGUGCUGUACUAGCAAUAAUGGACACGAUAUAUAGAAGCGUUCCUGUGACAACAUUUCACUGUUCAACAGCAUGUGACUUGGUUUCUUGAAAGAAAAGUAUUGGAAACAUGUGACAUUUAAAAUAACCUAAUGUUGUCAAAGAUAUAGCUGAUUAUGUGUCCUCAAGUGUGAUAACUGGCCUCGGGAAAAUGUAAGCUUGGUGAUCUAUGUAUAUUUUUAAUAUAGUUUUACCUGUGUAAUUUUUUGGAAUAGAAACUGCUGGCUGUGUUCUACUGUGCUGUACAUUUUUCACAAGUAGGUUUAUAAAAUUGAAAAUAUUCGUCUCCUUGUA
Messenger RNA from Syngnathus acus (greater pipefish), 2102 nucleotides. RefSeq names its product cysteine protease ATG4D-like. Bases 178 to 1587 code for a protein of 469 amino acids. Gene Ontology annotation, molecular function: protein-phosphatidylethanolamide deconjugating activity. Lineage: Eukaryota; Metazoa; Chordata; Actinopteri; Syngnathiformes; Syngnathidae. The record is from RefSeq and is a predicted model, not a curated record. The transcript is spliced from 11 exons.